GGAAGGCCCUGCCCCGGGGCAGCCACUCGGGGGUGGAAGUGGCCGCCAUGUUGGCGUGAGCGGCGGCCGUUACAGCCGUUAGAGCCGCGCGGGGCGGGCGGCGGCGGCUCCCCGGCGGGGCCGUAGUGGCGGCGGGUGCCCGCGCUGCUGCUGCCGCCGCAGCCGCCGCCUCCGCCCUCUGAAUGAUGCGGCGGGAGGCGCCGCUGGGCUGGGUGGCAGAAGCAGCGGCGGCCCGGGGCAGCGUCCGGUCGGAGGCGGCGGGCAAGGGCGCGGCGGAGGAGGAGGAGGAGACGGCGGCCGCCCGGUCCCCGGCCCCCCGCGGCGGCCGGGCGAGCGCAGGAUGCUGAGAGCCACCCCGCGCCCUGGUCGCGCCGCGGGGAAAGGGCCCCCCCGGGGCUGAACGCGGACUCCCCCGCACCCCUGCACGCUUCCCUCCAUCCCCCUUCUCUCUUCCCGCCUCCUUCAGCCCCUCACUUUCUCCUGGCGCCGCCUCCCGGCGGAGCAGCAGCGGCGGCUCCGGGGCUGAGCGGCUCCUCCCCGUCCGGCUCCUCCCGCGGCGGCGCGGGAGCGUGGGGGGCGGCGGAAGAUGGCGUGGGUGCUGAAGAUGGAUGAAGUGAUCGAGUCUGGGCUGGUGCACGACUUCGACGCCAGCCUCUCCGGCAUCGGGCAGGAGCUGGGAGCCGGUGCCUACAGCAUGAGUGAUGUUUUGGCACUGCCUAUUUUCAAACAGGAAGAUUCCAGCCUUCCACAAGAAAAUGAGACCAAACAUCCACCCUUCCAGUAUGUUAUGUGUGCUGCAACAUCUCCAGCAGUAAAAUUAUAUGAUGAAACUCUUACAUACUUGAAUCAAGGUCAGUCCUAUGAGAUACGGAUGCUAGAUAAUCGGAAAGCUGGAGACAUACCAGAGAUCAAUGGAAAACUGGUGAAGAGUAUUAUAAGAGUUGUGUUCCAUGACAGAAGGUUGCAAUAUACGGAGCACCAGCAGCUAGAAGGUUGGAAGUGGAAUCGCCCUGGGGACAGACUUCUCGACUUAGAUAUUCCAAUGUCUGUUGGAGUCAUUGAUAUCAAGACAAAUCCAAGCCAGCUCAAUGCAGUUGAAUUUUUGUGGGAUCCAACAAAAUGUACAUCUGCUUUUAUUCAGGUACAUUGUAUCAGCACUGAAUUUACCCCUCGUAAACAUGGAGGAGAGAAAGGAGUUCCUUUUAGGAUUCAGGUUGACACUUUUAAACAGACUGAAAAUGGAGAAUAUACAGAUCAUCUGCAUUCAGCCAGUUGUCAAAUCAAAGUUUUUAAGCCAAAAGGAGCAGACAGGAAACAGAAAACAGACAGAGAAAAGAUGGAAAAGCGAACUGCCCAUGAAAAAGAAAAGUAUCAGCCUUCGUAUGACACCACAGUUCUUACAGAGAUGAGGCUUGAGCCUAUAAUUGAAGAUGCAGUUGAACAUGAGCAGAAAAAGUCCAGCAAGCGGACUUUGCCAGCAGACUACGGUGAUUCUCUGGCAAAGCGAGGCAGUUGCUCACCAUGGCCUGAUACUCCUACAACAUUUGUAAACAACAGUCCUACUCCUGCUCCAACUUUUACCUCUGCUCAACAUAAUACCUACAGUGUCCCAGACAGCAAUUCUUCUUCCCCAAAUCAUCAAGGAGAUGGAACUUCUCAAGGGUCUGGAGAUCAGCUUCAUCCUUCAGCCACAAUCCAGGAAACUCAGCAAUGGUUGCUCAAGCAUAGGUUCUCGACCUAUACACGGCUUUUUUCAAAUUUCUCAGGUGCUGAUUUAUUAAAGCUGACAAGAGAAGAUCUGGUACAAAUCUGUGGUCCAGCCGAUGGAAUUCGGCUAUAUAAUGCACUGAAAUCCAGGUCUGUUAGGCCCCGUUUAACAAUCUAUGUCUGUCAGGAGCCAUUAAGGAGCAUACAACUGGAGAGACCAGAUGCAGGCAACGGUGAUAGCAGCAAUGGUGCAAUAUACGUUUAUCAUGCAAUCUACUUAGAAGAAAUGGCAGCCUCAGAAGUCACUCGCAAGCUCGCUUUGGCAUUUAAUAUUCCUUUGCAUCAGAUCAACCAGGUUUACAGACAGGGUCCCACAGGUAUCCACAUUCUUGUUAGUGAUCAGAUGGUUCAAAACUUUCAAGAUGAGAGUUGUUUCUUAUUCACCACAAUAAAAGCUGAAAAUGGUGAAGGCUUCCAUAUAAUUUUGAAGUGACGUCACACGAUUGUUAGACUGAUCCUCCAACGCAGAAUGCAGUCCUGCCUAAAGAUUAUGAAGAUCAUCCAAAAACCUUAGGAUCUAACUUCAGCGUAUAAGAUGUUUCAUAUUGAAAACACAAAAUGACCUUUCUAACGAGCUGUUUGAUAGGUGAACUUUCUUAUCACUGCCAUAGCUAAGUGUCCUCAUGAGAGGUAUAACGCCAUGACAGCUUACGUACAGGCAUGGAAGACAAUGUAAGCAAAGGUGCUUGCCCUUCACUGAAAUAAGGCAAAUUACGGCCAGUAGAUACGGUUUCUAGAAGCGAAGCACUCGUUGCUUCUCUAUUACCUGUAUCCAGUUGGAGAUGAAUGUAAACUUAUUCUGGGGCAUUUACCUUUCUGUGCCAGUUUGUCUAUUACUUGCUUGUACCUUAUGCUGGUUUUAUUUUUUUGAUGUUAGCAGAGCACAUAUUAAUCUGUGUGGAGAUGAGUAGUUAAGCUGAUAGUGAUCAGGUUGUCGGGUCUUUGAGAGUAAAGCUGUCAAAACAGCUUCCCGUGUAAAUUGUGUAUAAGAGUGUAUGUAAGAAGUGUAAAUGCCAGAACAGGGCUUUUAAGAAGCCCGAGACAGAU
Chroicocephalus ridibundus (black-headed gull) is the source of this 2814-nucleotide messenger RNA. It is a transcript of the gene UBP1, whose product is annotated as upstream binding protein 1. Gene Ontology annotation, biological process: regulation of transcription by RNA polymerase II. The transcript has 16 exons. NCBI's taxonomy places the organism in Eukaryota, Metazoa, Chordata, Aves, Charadriiformes, Laridae. Gene Ontology annotation, cellular component: nucleus. The record is from RefSeq and is a predicted model, not a curated record. The coding region runs from base 587 to 2200 and encodes 537 amino acids. Gene Ontology annotation, molecular function: RNA polymerase II cis-regulatory region sequence-specific DNA binding; DNA-binding transcription activator activity, RNA polymerase II-specific.